Molecule: messenger RNA, 2757 nt
Organism: Geosmithia morbida
Lineage: Eukaryota; Fungi; Ascomycota; Sordariomycetes; Hypocreales; Bionectriaceae
Product: coatomer subunit gamma
Exons: 5
Coding region: 1-2757 (918 amino acids)
Biological process (GO): intracellular protein transport; endoplasmic reticulum to Golgi vesicle-mediated transport; protein secretion
Cellular component (GO): endoplasmic reticulum; COPI vesicle coat; endoplasmic reticulum-Golgi intermediate compartment
Molecular function (GO): structural molecule activity
Source: RefSeq, a predicted model, not a curated record
AUGAGCUACGGCAAAAAGGACGAAGAUGGCGAUCUGGGCCUGGUCAAGGUAGAUCGCACCCAGGUCUUCCAGGAAGCCCGACUCUUCAACAGCUCUCCGAUCCAGCCGCGACGAUGCCGCAUUCUUCUGACCAAGAUUGCUCUCCUCCUCUACACCGGCGAGAAGUUUCCCACCAACGAAGCCACCACCCUCUUCUUUGGCAUCUCCAAGCUCUUCCAGAACAAGGAUGCCAGCCUCCGCCAGAUGGUCCACCUUGUCAUCAAGGAGCUGGCCAACUCGGCUGAAGACAUCAUCAUGGUCACGAGCACAAUCAUGAAGGACACCGGUGGCAGUACAGAUGCUAUCUUCCGUCCCAAUGCCAUCAGGGCGCUGUGCCGCAUCAUCGACGCUACCACCGUACAAUCGAUCGAACGCGUCAUGAAGACGGCUAUUGUCGACAAGAACCCCUCGGUCUCUUCCGCCGCCCUCGUGUCCUCGUACCACCUGCUCCCCAUAGCGAAGGAUGUCGUCCGCCGCUGGCAGAGCGAGACGCAGGAGGCCGCCGCCUCGUCUAAGUCGUCGGGCGGAUUCUCCCUCGGGUUCUCGACGUCGAGCGGCCAGAUGCCCGUCAACAACUCCAACAUGUCCCAGUACCAUGCUAUCGGUCUCCUCUAUCAGAUGCGCAUGCACGACCGCAUGGCCCUGGUCAAGAUGGUCCAGCAGUUCGGAGCCGCCGGCGCCGUCAAGAGCCCCGCCGCCCUGAUCAUGCUCGUCCGUCUCGCCGCCCAGCUGGCCGAGGAGGACGCCUCGCUCAGGAAGCCCAUGAUGCAGCUGCUCGAUGGUUGGUUGCGCCAUAAGAGUGAGAUGGUCAACUUCGAAGCUGCCAAGGCCAUCUGCGACAUGAGGGACGUGACCGAUGAGGAGGUCAACCAGGCCGUCCACGUCCUGCAGCUGUUUCUCACCUCGCCCCGCGCCGUCACCAAGUUUGCCGCCCUGCGCAUCCUGCACAACUUUGCCUCGUUCAAGCCCCACGCUGUCCUCGUCUGCAACCCGGACAUUGAGCUGCUCAUCUCCAACACGAAUCGGUCGAUUGCCACAUUCGCCAUCACAACGCUGCUCAAGACGGGUAACGAGGCCAGCGUUGACCGCUUGAUGAAGCAGGUUUCGGGCUUCAUGUCCGAGAUCACGGACGAGUUCAAGAUCACCAUUGUCGAGGCCAUCCGCACCCUGUGCCUGAAGUUCCCGAGCAAGCAGGCCGGCAUGCUCACCUUCCUCAGUGGCAUCCUGCGCGACGAGGGCGGCUACGACUUCAAGUGUGCCGUCGUCGAGAGCAUGUUUGACCUCAUCAAGUUCGUGCCCGACUCCAAGGAGGACGCCCUCGCCCAUCUGUGCGAGUUCAUCGAGGACUGCGAGUUCACCAAGCUGGCCGUCCGCAUCCUCCACCUCAUCGGUCUCGAGGGUCCCAAAACGGCCCAGCCCACAAAGUACAUCCGCUACAUCUACAACCGUGUGGUUCUCGAGAACGCCAUUGUCCGUGCCGCCGCUGUCACCGCCCUCGCCAAAUUCGGUGUCGGCCAGAAGGACGCAGAGGUCAAGAGCAGCGUCAAGGUGCUCCUCACCCGCUGCCUGGAUGAUGUCGACGACGAGGUCAGGGACCGUGCUGCUCUCAACCUCAAGCUCAUGGCAGAGGAGGACGACGAGAUGGCUCGCAACUUUGUGAAGAAUGAAUCCAUGUUCUCUCUCCCCACCUUUGAGCAGGAGCUCGUCAUGUACGUGACGGCCGACGACAAGUCCCUGUUCGACAAGCCCUUCGACAUCAGCAAAAUCCCUGUCGUUACGCGCGAGCAGGCCGACGCCGAAGACCGCACCAAGAAGCUCACGGCUACGGCCCCCACGCUCAAGGCCCCGAAGGUCGGCCCGACCAAGUCCGCCGCUACGGGCGCGGAGGCGGCGGCCUCGGCGUCGGCUCAGGCCCAGCGCUUUGCCCAGGAGCUGUCGCAGAUUCCCGAGAUCCACGAAUUUGGCGCGGUUCUCAAGUCGUCGCCCGUCAUCGAGCUGACCGAGGCCGAGACGGAGUAUGUCGUGACACUGGUCAAACACAUCUUCAAGAGCCACAUCGUGCUGCAGUUCGAGGUCAAGAACACGCUGCCCGACACGGUCCUGGAGAAUGUUUCAAUCGUGGCCACGCCCUCGGAAGAGGACGAGCUCGAGGAGGCCUUCAUCAUGCAGGCCGACCGUCUGCCUACGGACGAGCCCGGCAAGGUGUACGUCGCGUUCCAAAAGGUCAAUGGCGAGGGCUCCCUGCCCGUCAGCACCUUCUCCAACGUGCUCAAGUUCACGAGCAAGGAGAUUGACCCAUCGACGGGCGAACCCGAGGACACUGGCUACGACGACGAGUACGAGGUGUCCGAGUUCGACCUCUCGGGCAGCGACUACAUUAUCCCCACGUUUGCCAGCAACUUCAACCACCUCUGGGAGCAGGUUGGCGCUGCCGGCGAGGAGGCCGAGGAGACUCUGCAGCUCAGCGGCAUGAAGAGUAUUGCGGAUGCUACCGAGCAACUCGCCAAAGCGCUCUCCCUCCAGCCCGUCGAUGGAACCGACGUCCCUAUCAACCAGAACACACACACUCUCAAGCUCAUGGGCAAGAGCGUGCUGGGCGGCCGCGUGGUGGCUACGGUGAGGAUGGCUUUCUCGUCCAAGUCUGGCGUUACGACCAAGAUCACGGCGAGGAGUGAGGAGGAGAAUGUCGCUGCGUUGGUGAUUGCGGCUGUGGCAUAG